AUGACACAACCUACUAAAUUUCAACCUCCUCCACCAACAACAUCAUCAAACUCCAAUGCUACAAUUCUUCCACCUACAAUCAACCAAGUUACGUAUUUCGGUAGAGUAUACACUUUAUACGAUGCAAUGUUACUAGUAGAAGCAUGCAGGCUCAAUAUCCUCCCUACAAUAGAUCGUCGAUUAACCACAUUUGAACGACUGAAGUUGAUCAAACCUAAUAGUAUAUUCAUUUGGAAUGAAACCAAGAGUGGUAUGAAACGGUGGACAGACGGUAAAUUAUGGUCAGCGUCAAAAGUCAUAUUUGGUAAUUUCUUGCAGUAUCGCGAAAUCAACAAGAGUACAAAGACGCCAGAAAUUAAUGGAUUGAUUAAGCAAUCUUUUAGUUUGAAUACCAAAGAUGGUCAACGAUUUCAUUUGAUUUCUUACUAUAGACCUAAUCGUGGGGUAAAAUACAAUAACAACCAGCUGAAGUUGAAUACCCCUACUACUGGUAUUGCUCCAGAAAAUAGUGGUGGAAGCGAUGAUGAUGAUGGUGAUGCCGACGUCAACAGGGUGUUGAAGAAACGCAAGUUGUUGCAAAAUUCAGACAACAUUACACCAAACUCAUUCUCAUAUCCAGUAUCAGCUUCAAUUUCAAAUUCAGGACAACUACAACUGCUACAACAACAACAACAACAACAACAACAACAACAGUUGCUACACGAAGAUUAUGAAGAUGGAUACAUUGUGUGUAUACCAUCGCAUGAUCCUAAAUUGAACAAAUUGCCACUCUCUAAUGAUAUCUAUCCUACUCAUACACUACAAGCAAUACCAAAGAGUCUUCGUGGUGGGUUCCCAAGUACAACUACCACUACUGCCGCUACAACAAUACCAAAUACACCAGCUACUCCAUCAUCGUUAUUCAAAGAUGCUGAUUAUUCAUCGAGAGAGGAAGAAGAAGAAGAAGAAGAAGAUAAUGAUGAUGAAGUAGAACGAUCGAAUAGAUCGACACCUAAUAACAUUAAUAUUGGACCAAUUGGAAUUAAUGACUCAACGUCACUGGAACAACAACAGCAACAACAACAAAAUCAAUUCAACUCUUCAAAUCAAACUGUUCCUACUUAUACCCAUCUUCAAGAGGCACUAAACAGCUAUAGUCAUCAACUGCCACUGGCACCAACAACAACAACUCUAUCUGCACAUGGAUCUGGACACGCAUCUGGACCUGCAUCGCAUCCAUACACUAACUACCCAAACUAUGCAAUUCCAACAACCACUGCAUCGACGAAUAGCGCAACACCCAUUUUCCAACUCGCUCCUCAAUUUGCAACCUUGCCACAACAACAACAACAACAACAACAACAACAACAACAACAAUCACCAGGAGCAGCUCCCGUCGCUCCUCCACAUCCACAUCCAUCUUUCUAUUCGACUGCCACCACUGAGUCACCCACAAGCAAUUUUCAACUGAAGUUGAACAACUAUGAUUACAUCAAACGUUGUGAUUUACAAAUUGUUGAUAUUUUGAAUAAAGGGUUUUUGAAAUGA
Messenger RNA from Lodderomyces parapsilosis, 1527 nucleotides. RefSeq names its product Pth2p (gene PTH2). Lineage: Eukaryota; Fungi; Ascomycota; Pichiomycetes; Serinales; Debaryomycetaceae. The transcript has a single exon. Gene Ontology annotation, molecular function: DNA binding. The record is from RefSeq and is a predicted model, not a curated record. The coding region runs from base 1 to 1527 and encodes 508 amino acids.